Messenger RNA from Alternaria ventricosa, 597 nucleotides. RefSeq lists its product as uncharacterized. The transcript is spliced from 2 exons. The coding region runs from base 1 to 597 and encodes 198 amino acids. The record is from RefSeq and is a predicted model, not a curated record. Lineage: Eukaryota; Fungi; Ascomycota; Dothideomycetes; Pleosporales; Pleosporaceae.
AUGUUUUCACCUGACGGAGCUUUCAUCAACACGAGCGAGAUACUCAGCGAUGCGGAAGCUCAAGCCAUCCACAAUAGAGUCCAGGACGAGGUUGCCGCUGAGAAUAUUGCUGACGGACGUGUGGGAAACUUUAAAGACGAUCCUAAAUUCCCAGAGGCUAAAGCAUAUGCCGAUUCAGAAGUUUCCAAGCGACUGCCCGCGGCUAUUUUACAGGCUGAGGUUGAAGCUGGGGCCGGACAGGGAGAUCAGAGUGCAGCAUCUGCAACACAAUUACUGAAACAGUACAAAGGUUUUGUCCUCUCCAAGCUACCUGUAUCAGAGGAAGUUCAAAGCCAGAUACGCGGGCUGUUUCAAAAGUACGGUUGGCCAACAGUCUGGCAGUCUCUUGACUCAAUCGAGGGCUGCAGAGAUGGUCCUACAUGGACUUGGCAAGACGUGGACAAUGACCUGCUCAUGACGCUGGGGGACGAGAAACUGCUGGGAAUGGACAAGAUAGCAGAGUACAUUUUCAUUGGUAUGCGAGUCAGUCAGUGUCGUGACCAGUACAGAACUCUGAAAAGGGAGCAAGAGGGGAACGAGACCAGAGACGAGAACUAA